AUUGAAUUCGUGGAUUCAAGCCUGAGGAAAACUGGAAAACGUGAACAGCUGUUGGAUUAUGCGUUCAUUGUACCGCUGCUAAGGCUGCUAUUUUGAUCUUAAAGCUUUCCUUGGAAAGACGAUAAUGAAAUGAGUUACCAGUAGUCUGUCCUCAAGUACCCAAAGAUCUGUUGACCUGACCUGACCCGACCUCACUGACCUGAUCAUGGAGGGGUUGUUUGGACAGAUCCUUAAGGAGGCAACAUCAAACAAGCAUGCAGCUAUACGAGAGGCCGUCAGCCAAGCACAAGGGAUAUACAGCCAGGAGUCAGAAGCUUCUACACAUUCACAGAGAGAAGUCUGUAUUGAACCAUUUAAACUGUGCUUGGAAUCAAAGACUAGCAAGAUUAUUCCCUUGGGGAUCAAUGGACUUCAGAAAGUAGUAACUGAUGAGAAAUUGAAGUGCCGAGAGGGUGAGAUAGAGCAUGAAGAUGAUACCAUGCCAAACCAGAUCCUUAGAGCAGUAGCUGUGACUCCAUCACUGAGUGAGGAGCAUCAAGUAGAGAUCAUGAAGCUUCUCUUGAUGGUAGCCUGCUCUAAUCCAUCUCAUGUGUCUCCGCAGACUGUUAUCAACAUUGCCAAGUUUUGUCAAUCGGUGUAUCUCCAGAGCAAACCUGAGGUCCACAAGGCAUGUCAGGUGACCAUUCUUCAGGUCAUGACAGAUGUAGCUCAAAGCACCAAUCGACAGGCUUGCAUUGAUUGGCCCAUUCGUCAUCCCAGUCAAGCAAGUAAUGCUGCUAAAAUCACCCUCACGCAAACCUUGAGUGUGCUGUGUAAAGCGCUAGUUAAAAGCACUAUCAUGUUAGACCAUGGAGAGAUGGCUUCUGUUGAUGAUGGUGACGAUGAAGACCGAUUAUGUGGUGAUGUGGUUGCUGUACUGGGGUUCUUAUGUAACAAGGUCUCAGAAACUCACAAAGCUGGAGCCAGCACUCAGAAUCAAACGCAGCUGACCUUUGAACUGGAAGCUAUCUUGGCCAUGCUUACCAACAUGGAGCCCAACCUGCGAAGCAGUUCAGCAUUCCAGAAAGUUCUUUGGCAAGAGCUUUGCCCCACCCUCAUCGCGAUCCUCGGUAUCCCCAAGGACCAGAAAUCCAUCAUCUCCUCUAACCAUCAUCCCGACCACCACCAUCAUCCUGGUCACCUAGCAACCAAUCAUCAUCAGGAGCACGGUAGAGGAUCCAGCAGCGCGGUGUCCGUUCCCGUCUCCUUUCGCUCAGCCAGGCACGUGAUCUACUGUAUAGCAGGAGAACUGAUCAGACUGGUAGGGUGUGUGGCUUCUAUGAGGCCUGUGAUUGGUUCAUUGCUACACAGGAUGUUGCUGUUUCCUCCGCCUUUGCAGAGGAACGAGGCCCUCAAGGUCCUUAAAGAGAUACUGUCUUCACCUGGUCGGAUCCUGGACCUAUCUGGACCUGCUAUAGAGGGAGCUGAGAUUACAUGCAUGUCAAACAAGGACCAUAAAGCAGACCUGGACCUCAUCAAACUACUCAUGGAUGCUAUUUCUGAAGCGUCUGGUUGCCAUGAGGUGUGCGUGUCUAGCAUUGGAUGUGUGGGGGCGCUGUUAGCCUCGUUGGAACAGAUCAGUCAUGGGAAAGGAAUGAGUCAAUGGCAGGCAGAAGAGAUCCUAAGGAGAGCAAAGGAAAAAGAAGAGGAAAACAAGAAAGAAAUGGAACAAGAAGAAGAUGGACCACCUUGCCUUACACCAGAAAACCUUCAUAUCAACUUCCAGCCAGAGCGGAAGAAGACACUCCUUGAACUCGCUGGAGCCUACAGAUCACCUACGGGAGAUGGGAACCAGACUGUUGAAGGUCUAGAAAGGGGCGCAGUGCAGAAUGGAGAUGGAGAAAGGGAAGGAGAUGGUGAUCUACAGGAGGUUGAUCCUAUCACACCAAGGGGAGGAUGUGAUAAUGGGGAUGGAUUGGUAGAAGGAGUGCAGGAAGAGGAGGUCCAGGAGGAGGAGGAGGACAAGGUGGUGGACCAGGAGGAUCCUGUUGCACUUGCUGCAGCUGCUUUUGCCGCCGAUGAUGAUGCAGAGGAGGAGGUAGUGGAUGAUGGUACUGGUGAUGCGGGCCAGGAUGAGACCAGGAAGGAGGCGGAAGGAAAAGAAGAAGAGAAGGAAAAGGCAGUCGAGACCAGCGAGGUUGUAGAGGAAGGUGAUGGCAGGGAGCUCGAAGAGCCUGAUGAAGAUUUAGGGGAGGACUCACCACUUAUCUCUCAGGGUGAUGAUAUCAAGAAUGGUGUCCAACAUCCUGAAUCCAGUGCAUCAGCUUCAGAGGAUGUGAAGGUAGAAGGAGAGGAUGGAGAAGCUAAAGGAUCAUCUUUACCAGGAAGCCCUUCAGCUGCUGCAGAAAAGGCUGCUCUCCUCAUUGCAAAGAAAGAGAAAGAAGCUGCCCAGGAUUUUGCUGAUGCUCUCCUCUCCAUGUUACCAAGGUUUCUUGCCAUUGAUGAUGUCACCGAUGUUGAUAAGGCUAUUCAGCUGUUUGCAUCCAGAUAUGUAAUUGGGUAUAGCAUGAAGAAGUCUGAAGCAGAAGGUGAUAAAUCCAACAAGUUGAACCUGACUCCAGUCAUCAAUGCCGAUGGUAUCUAUGUUGCUACUUACGCCUGUUUGCUACUCAAUCUCAAGCUUGUGAGAAGUGAUCAUUACCAGAACCCUGCAUCUCUACCUCUGACACAGAAACAAUUCAUUGACAGUGUCCAUUACAGCGGGGUAUUGGUGUACCUGUCGGCCAGUUGGCUGGGUGAGCUUUACAGGAUUAUUAUAACCAGGAACCUUCUGGAGGAAGGAGGCUACCAACCUUCAAUGGAAUACUGUAACCGGGCUCUUAUCUCCAUCCUGACAGAUCUUGAUGGAUUAGGAAGUCAAGAGCUUGGAGGUCAGAUGCUUCAUGAUGCCCCUACUUACAAUCAAGGGAUUAAAACGCUACCAGUCAACAACUCAAAUCUAGAAGGGUCAGCAGGUGAGGUGUUUGCCCGAGAGCUCCUGACAACCUUCUGGCGUAGGAUACUCUCCAUCCUGUCCAUACCCCUCUCCUCCAAGCACACCCUAGUCCAGGGUGGUGGCCUGGCCUUCCUACUGGGGAGUGAAGGAAGCAGCAGUAAGGAACAGAACUCAAGGGACAAAGAUGCUAUCUGUCUUAGUCUGGAUGGUCUCAGGAAGGCUGCAGAACUCAGCUGUACUCUGGGCCUCCAGACGCGUUGUGCGGCUGUCUUCGCCCAGCUGAGCGAGGCUUCCUGUGCAAGUGACAAUCCCACUCCUGACACCAAUAGUACAGAGACAUCAUCCAGGAUGGCAAGCCUUAGGGGGAAGCUAGGCAAGGGACAGGGGAUGAGGCUUCAUGCUGCCCAUGUUCUCAGUAUGGAUGCACUGCUUUCUAUGGGUCUUGAGAUGGGUAGCCACUCGGCGGAAUGCUGGGGUCAUGUCUUCAGAUGCUGUGCCUUUGUCUCACAACUCGAACACACUCAAUUCAGCAGCACCGAUGCUCAACCCUCAGUCACCCCGUUGCCAAACGUCAAAGAAUCCACUCGGUCAAUUGAACCCCUGGAGGAGGCCAUGUCGGACGAGCUUGAUCUGAUUCCUCCGUACAUGUCGGCCCAUGUCCCAGUAGCCCCUCCACCAGUCGCUCAAGCUCCGCCUCCAUCAUCAUCGGGCAUUGAUGUGCAGGAGUUCAUCAAGAAGGAGAUGGAAGAGUUAGGGUUUGAGAUUGGGUCUGCUAAGGGAGGACUGCUCAGUGUGGCCAAGGCUGCCAAAGUUGUCUGUGGACUAUCUGCAGGAGUAGACAGGCUCUUUGAUGAUGCUGCAUCUAGUCUCAACCUCCAGGCCUUACUAGGUUUCUUGCGAGAGCUACGUCUUGCAUCCCAGGCCCAGCUGUACCGCUGCUCCCAACCCAUCCCAUCUACCGAGGGCAUCGGACCCAUGGGGUUGGAUACAGCUGGUCACCCCCUUGCUGGUGACCACAGCAUGAUCGCUCCUACAUCACCCAGUAAGUCACUCCCAACGGUGGGGAAGGCAGAGACUUCAUUGCUGCUGUUCAGGCUAGGGGAUGUGAUUCUCAAGUGCGUGAGGCAUCCUAGUCGUCCCAUUAUACACAUGAUGCAGGCAUGGAGUCUAGUCGCCCCUCAUCUCAUAGAGGCUGCUUGCCACAAAGAUCGGCAUGUGUCCAAGCGAGCCAUUGACAUCAUCCAUGAUGUCCUUACAGAGGUUAUGAUGUCCAGUCAGGAGUUACCUCACUUUAACUUCCAUGAGGCUCUACUGAAACCCUUUGAAAGUCUUCUUAGACUGGAACUAUGUGACGGUGAUGUCCAAGAUCAGGUGGUUUCCUCAAUAUGUGAGCUCGUUGAGGGGUCCUUUUCAAACAUCAAGUCUGGCUGGCGUCCUUUGUUUGGAGCUCUACGGGCAGUACGCAUGCAGCCGCAUCAGCACCAUGAAUCGGAUGAUUCACCAGACAGGGCAGAGCAUCCGCUUGCCCCGGUCUGCAAUGUCUUUGAAGCAUUCCUCAAUACUGAUAACGUGACUGUCUUUGCCAAUGCUGCCAUUGACUGCAUACUGUGUCUUCUGAAAUUUGUCAGGGGUGGAAGCAAUGCGGGUAUAUCAGAAACCAGCAGUGAGGCCGAUGAAGGUGACAUUGGCACCUCUCCAACCAAGCCCUCAUCCCCACGGCAACGACCCCCGAUGACCUACGGUGUCUUUGACCUCUGCUUCCCUGCUCUCAAUUACCUUCAUCGAUGCCACAAGAUUCUUGCCUCUAUUCAUCAGAUGCCCUCCUGCCCUAUGUUCAGGGGAGCGCAUUCCAUCAGGCUGGUGGCUAGAGAGAGUUUUCCUCCAGGGGAAUUAUCACCUCAAAGGUCCUUUCCUCUUCCAAGUUCUCCUACGUCCCCAAGGCAUGGAGGAUUGUCCUCUCUGGGUUUGGAUGAUGAACUCUUCCAGCCUAUCGCCAUGGAAUCAGUAGAUGACUACACUGGAAUCAUCCGGGUCUGGUUCCUUUUACUGGAAGGUUUGACAGGAGCAGUGGCUCUAUGUCCUAGAAGAUAUCAACCUCCUACUUUGGAACUACUCUUUGAACUACUUAGAUCUAUGGCAGUACAUCCUGGGCCUAUGUUCGGUGUCUACGCCGUGACUGAGCUCCUCCUGCCCAUGAUGCACUCUUGGGUGCGUCGCAACCGCCAUGUCCAUUCCACUUGGGAUGCCACUACGGCCAACUUCAAGCAGGCAUGUGGCCUGGCUACUGACCUGGUGGUAGAACACCUGACCCAAGGAAACACCACCCAGGAAACGUGUAACUCACAGUCUGAUGGUAAUAGAGACGGGGAUAUCCCACCGCUGCCACCGAUAAAUGGUCGAUGCCUGAUGCUGAAGCAGUUGCUGGAUAUCCUGGUAGAAUGCAUAGGGCAGUCCAAUGAAUCAGUGGCUAGGCUAGGGUGCUCUUGUAUCAGACAUCUGUUGCUGAGUGCUGGUCCCAGUUUUACCCAUGACAUGUGGACGGUGGCAUGUAAUGGCAUGCAACGAGCUGUGGCAACAAGUCUUCGAAGUAUCAGGCAGCUGAUGUCCUGCUUCCAGCCAGGAUCUGAUGAUUUCAUGGGAGAUGUCUGUCCUGUGAAGGUCGCUGCCCGCAAGGAUGUCACAGAUAUGGAGUACCUUAGACUGCAGCAACUUGCCCAACAGGUGUUCCUCUUAGAAUGCCAGCGACCAGUUUCCAUGGAUAUGACCUCAGAGGAUGACCCAAGGUCGUUCAUAUUUAUCAUCUAUCCUCCUGAUAUGGACCUCACUACAAGCAUUGACCAAAUAAAAUCAAGAGUGUCUUUCCGUGGAAUAGUCCUUGGAUUGUUGGCGCAUCAGUUGCUGAUCCAGACUCUAGGUACAAUCCUCCUCCAUGGAUCAGAGAUUCAAGUCUCUGGUGAACACACUGCAAUCUCCACUACAAGUCUGCCAUCAAAGCUAAGCCCUCAUGAUGGGACAGACUGCCCAACUUCACCCACUACCAACUCCAGUAAGGUACCUCCAUUUGACUCAUCUUUACCUGGUCUCCUUGCGUAUCUCUCACCUCGAAACCUGUCCCUUCUUCUUGAGUGCUUUAUCCAGUCGUACCAGAUUGCCUGCGAGUUCAACAGCAGGCCAGGGUUGAAGUUCCUUCUGCAAAAGGUAUCCAGGUUUGAGGUUGCAGCAAACCUGUACUGGCAAGGUGCAAUGAGCUUCACCUUCUACCUUCACACACUCCUGGAACUCUGCCACCACACACCUCGGAAUAAGAUGGAAGCCUCCCAUAUCAAGGAGAUCAUCAGGGCUCUGUGCCGGAAUGAGGGUAUACCUGAACAUCCCACGAAAUUUGGAGAAGGGGACACUGCUCCGGAAGAAGAGACGACACCAAGUGCUGCAUCACAAAAUGAUAACUCUCGUCAGCGAUCAGCAACUCUGCAGAGUAGGGAUAGUGUCAGCAGUGUAGACAACUUGCAGCUGAAAUGUGACUUAACCUUUCAUCCGAGUUCUGUUGACGAUCUUGAUUGGCUGAUAAAGCGACUUCAUGGUAUAUGUAACGAUGUCUGUGCCUCUUUUAUCCAGCUGCAUGUUGUCCCUAAUUGUGGUAAGAAUGAUGCCCCUCUAUCUUCAGACAUGGCUCUCUUUUUCUUGGUGGCACCUACUACAUCCCCUGAUGAUAGCCGGGAUAGGAUGUUCACCUUUGAACUUGAGGAUGAUCCUCUGUCUGACGGUGACAUCGAUGAUGAUGAGGAGGAUGACAAGGAAAGAGAAGCAAAUGGUGAGCCAAAGCCAAGUAGGCAACACAGAAGCAGUCUUCCAAGAGCCAAAGGUUUCAAAUUUGCAUCUCAUUGGACUCCUAAUGUCAAGUAUGGCUCAGAGGUUAAUGGUGAGGUCAGGGAACAGGAGGUCAAUGUGAUUGAACAGCGUAAGACCAACAGAGAGAAGAUGCUCCGCCAAGGAAGCAGCGGAGAAGAGGAAGGGCAGGUCUACACGGUAGCCACUAAGAAGGCUAUCAAGAGCCUCAUGCAGGAGUACAAGAAGCGUAAACUCCACCACUCCCGCUCUGUCUUCGUCAAGAAGCCCACCUUCAAGGAGCAGAUGUACGGCCGCAUCAAAGCCAAGGAAGCAGCAGCAACGUUGACUCCCGUGGAGCGCCAGCGCCGGAAACAGAUCCAGGAAGAACAGAAGUCGUCCAUCCUGCAAGACAGCGAGGCUCAGAUGCAGACAUGGGGCAACAUGCUAGGCACCAUGUUGAAGCUUCUACAGCUUCUACCUGAUGAACAGUUCAGCGCAUUCCUUCCAGCCAUCUUCCCUUGUAUCAACCAGCUCAUAUGUCAUGUGACCAAUGAUCAGGUUAGGCAAGGGGUCAUGGAGUUCAUGGACAGGGUCGCACGUAUUCAUGGUAUUGCCUGAUUUAAACAUUCCAUUGUAUAAUAUGACAAAAUGAUAUACAUUACAAUAUCCUCUUUUAGCUAUGAAACUACAUGUGUCAUGAUUUUCUAAUCUAUUACAUUUAAUGUUUCCUUUUUCUGAAUUGCUCUGUACUUACUUUUUCUGAAAGCUAUUUAUUUGGUUUGUAUACGUGUUUAGAGUACUAUUAUAUUAGCUGAUAGAAUUCAACAUUUUUCAUCUUGAUAUUAUUUAAUCAUAAUUAUCUAAUGCUGUUUAUCAUCAUAUUUGUGUUAAUAUUAAGGAGAAAAGUGCAGUAAUAUUUGGUUUAUAAAACAUUAAAAUAAAAUCAGGUAGAGUAAAACAUGCAUUGCAAAUAGGAGCCAUUAUGAUCUUUGGAACAUCAUGCUUAUUGAAAUCUACAGGAUUUUAUGGAGAAUUUAUAUUCUAGAAUUUAUAAUUUAUUAAGAAGUAUGAUGUUCGAAGUUCCAUUAUUUUUAGCCUUGAAAAAAAGAAACAGUAUUUAAAACUGCUGUGCAAUAUUGAGAUACAUUCCAACAAUCAUUUUAUUUUUCAGCUUUUGAAAAACAGUUUGCCAUCAAUUUAUUAAUUUGUCAACAAUUAAAACCUGUAUAAAGAACACUUCAAAAUAAGGCAAAUAUUCUUUGUCACUGCAAAUGUGUUGUCUUAUACAAUUUUAGACAUUUCAUCUGACUUAGUAUAAUUGCAUUUUUAUAAGAAGUUUUCUAUGCCUCCCACCACCCCCACAGUCAGAGGCAUUAUGUUUUCGGAUUGUCCGUUUGCCCAUCCUGUUUUCAUUCUUGCAAUAAAUAACCGAUUGAUGGAUUAUAACUUCAAACUUUAUCCAAGUUCUAGUAGGAUCCAUGGUCCAAGUAUGCAUAUAUUAUUAGUUUAAUCUUGGGUCACAAGAUCAAAAGUCAAAGGUGAGAGGUCAUUAUUUGAAAAUAAAAUCUGAUUUGGCAAUGUCAGAGGCAUAAAUUUUUAGUGUGAGCAGAAGAAAAUCCAUCUAGCUUACUUUAAAAAAAUAUAUGAUUAAAGAUAUAUAUUUUAAUGUAUACAUGUAUAUGUAUAUUGAAUUUUGUUUUAUUUUAAAAUGUUUUAUUUUACUGCAAUGUAAGAGGCUGAGAAUUUGAAUAGCAGAGAAAUUUUUACUUGAAUUGCUAAAAUUCAUUUCUAUUGUCUAUUUAAUAAAGAUAAUUAUUUUGAGAAAAAGAAUGUAUGUUUACAACUAGUUUUAGAAACAUUUUGCAUGUAUAUGUAUGUGCAUGAAUUUUGUUUGACUAGAUGACACCAGUUUGUAUUUGUUACAUUUCAACAGCUAGGUCUUUUUUAUUAGGUUAACUUACUAAGGUUUGACAAUUUUCUUAUAGUCUAUUAAUGGGGAAGCAUAUUUAGAUACAUGUAACUAAUUUCUGCCAGCUGUUAAAACCUUGAUUUGGUGAUAUAUCAUCCUCAAUACUUAUUGUCAAACAUUGUCAAUUGAUGUUAAGACCUCAUUUUUUUCCUGCUAAGAGCUAACAGAAUGGAGACAGGGAACCAAAUAUUGAUAGAGAUGAUAUUUCCCUUGGGUAUCAUUUGCAUAGACCUUCCAGAUUUGUUUAAAUAGAUACUUCAAUAUGGCGCGAGGAUGCAAUUCUUGUCAAUGCAUGAAUUUCUGACCAUAAAUUUGUGACUCACACAUUAUUUUGAAGAUAUAUUUUCUGUAAGUUAUCCUAGACUACUUGUAUUAUCAACCAGGAAUUACUAAGAUUUGUUGAUUGUAUUGACAUUUAGAUCAUGGUUUUUAUGGGGUUUUUUUAUAGUUAUUUCCCCAAGUUAUACAGUAGCAUAUGUUAAUGUUCUUUGAAAUUUACCUUGAUUUAAAGUAAAAUGAAAUAAUGAAGGUUUGCAA
This is a messenger RNA of Lytechinus pictus (painted urchin), 9308 nucleotides long. RefSeq names its product brefeldin A-inhibited guanine nucleotide-exchange protein 3-like. NCBI's taxonomy places the organism in Eukaryota, Metazoa, Echinodermata, Echinoidea, Temnopleuroida, Toxopneustidae. Gene Ontology annotation, biological process: regulation of ARF protein signal transduction. The record is from RefSeq and is a predicted model, not a curated record. Gene Ontology annotation, molecular function: guanyl-nucleotide exchange factor activity. The coding region runs from base 206 to 7420 and encodes 2404 amino acids. The transcript is spliced from 30 exons.